AUGGCGGGGCUGCACCGGAGCGAGCGGGGCCGGGGCCGGGGCCGGGCCGGGCGGGCGCUGGCGGCGGGGCCGCUGCGGGGCCGAGGGGCGGCUCCGCCCGGCGGAAAUGGGCGGCACCGAGCGGGCCGGGGCGGGGACACGGCGGGCACGGGCACGGCCCGAGCUGCGGGCAGCCUGCGGGAACCGCCCCGGGGACAGCCGGCAGCAACACCUGGCACCCUGCGGGACCCGCCCCGAGACCCCCGGGCACCCUGCGGGACCCGCCCCGAGACCCCCGGGCUCUCUGCGGGACCCGCCCCGGGAACAGCCGGGACACACCCCGGGACCACCCGGGACCAACCCCGAGACCCCCGGGCACCCUGCGGGAACCGCCCCGGGAACAGCCGGGACCAACCCCCGGGACCCUGCGGGACCCGCGCCCCGAGACCCCCGGGCUCUCUGCGGGACACACCCCGGGACCACCCGGGACCAACCCCGAGACCCCCGGGCUCUCUGCGGGACCCGCCCCGGGAACAGCCGGGACCAACCCCCGGCACCCUGCGGGACCCGCCCCGAGACCCCCGGGCACCCUGCGGGACCCGCCCCGAGACCCCCGGGCUCUCUGCGGGACCCGCCCCGAGACCCCCGGGCACCCUGCGGGAACCGCCCCGGGAACAGCCGGGACACACCCCGGGACCACCCGGGACCAACCCCCGGGCACCCUGCGGGACCCGCCCCGAGACCCCUGGGCUCUCUGCGGGACACACCCCGGGAUCACCCGGGACCAACCCCCGGGACACCUGGGCACCCUGCGGGACACACCCCGGGAAGCGCCGGGACACACCCCGAGACCCUGCGGGACACACCCCGGCCCUAGCCGGGACCCACCCCCAGGACCCCCGAGACCCUGCGGGACCCACCCCCGGGACCCUGCGGGACACACCCCGGGGACCCACCCCCGGGAGCCCCGAGACCCUGCGGGACAAACCCCGGGACCGUCCAGGACCCGCUGGGACCCCUCCUCGGACACCCUGCCGGACCCACCCAGGACCCACCCCCGAGUCCCGCCCCCCGGGACCACCCUGCAGUGACCCAAACCGGGCCAGUGAUGACCCAAAUCUGGCCAGUGAUGACCCAAACCGGGCCAGUGAUGACCCAAACCUGACCAGUGAUGACCCAAACCCAGCCAGGAGUGACCCAAACCUGGCCAGCGAUGACCCAAACCUGGCCAGUGAUGACCCAAACCUGGCCAGUGAUGACCCAAACCUGGCCAGUGAUGACCCAAACCCAGCCAGGAGUGACCCAAACCUGGCCAGCGAUGACCCAAACCUGGCCAGUGAUGACCCAAACCUGGCCAGUGAUGAUCCAAACCUGGCCAGCAGUGACCCAAACCUGGCCAGUGAUGACCCAAACCUGGCCAGUGAUGACCAAAACCCAGCCAGCAGUGACCCAAACCUGGCCAGCAGUGACCCAAAUCUGGCCAGUGAUGACCCAAACCUGGCCAGUGAUGAUCCAAACCCGGCCAGUGAUGACCCAAACCUGGCCAGUGAUGACCCAAACCUGGCCAGUGAUGACCCAAACCUGGCCAGUGGUGACCCAAACCUGGCCAGUGAUGAUCCAAACCGGGCCAGUGAUGACCCAAACCCGGCCAGCAGUGACCCAAACCUGGCCAGGAGUGACCCAAACCUGGCCAGUGAUGACCCAAACCUGGCCAGGAGUGACCCAAACCUGGCCAGCAGUGACCCAAACCUGACCACCAGUGACCCAAACCUGGCCAGUGAUGAUCCAAACCCGGCCAGUGAUGACCCAAACCCAGCCAGCAGUGACCCAAACCUGGCCAGCAGUGACCCAAACCUGGCCAGUGGUGACCCAAACCCGGCCAGUGUUGCCCAAACCUGA
Hirundo rustica (Barn swallow) is the source of this 1878-nucleotide messenger RNA. RefSeq names its product cell surface glycoprotein 1-like. The transcript is spliced from 2 exons. NCBI's taxonomy places the organism in Eukaryota, Metazoa, Chordata, Aves, Passeriformes, Hirundinidae. The coding region runs from base 1 to 1878 and encodes 625 amino acids. The record is from RefSeq and is a predicted model, not a curated record.